Molecule: messenger RNA, 2166 nt
Organism: Lotus japonicus
Lineage: Eukaryota; Viridiplantae; Streptophyta; Magnoliopsida; Fabales; Fabaceae
Exons: 3
Coding region: 1-2166 (721 amino acids)
Molecular function (GO): RNA-DNA hybrid ribonuclease activity; nucleic acid binding
Source: RefSeq, a predicted model, not a curated record
AUGGAGGUUGGCUUUGAUGGUGGAACGAUUGUGGAAACAUUUGAUAUGAAGGAUUUUGAAAAUUACCACCGGUGUGACGAGGUUGGUUCUGAGGGUGACACAUCUGCGGAGGUUGGCUUUGUGGUUGAUACAUCUGCGGAUGUCCCUUUCGAUCCAGGCAGGGGUUUGAGGCAAGGAGAUCCACUCUCCCCAUAUUUAUUCAUCCUUUGUGGUGAAGUUUUUUCUGCUUUAAUUAACAGAGCUAUGCUGACAUCUUCUUUACAUGGAGUAAAGAUCUCUAGAUCAGCACCUGUGAUAUCUCACCAUUUGUUUGCAGAUGACAGUGUUGUCUUCGCCAGAGCAACGGCAGAAGAGACUGGGUGUGUUAGAGAGAUUCUCUCAACUUAUGAGCGGGUGUCCGGUCAAGUUAUUAAUCUUGACAAGUCAACACUCACAUGUAGCCGAAACGUGACCGAUGUUUGUUUAAAUCACCUUAAAGGGUUGUUGAAUGUAAAGGCUGUUGAGUGUUUUGACAAGUAUUUGGGUCUCCCAACGAUCGUUGGAAAGUCAAAGACCCAAAUCUUCAACUUUGUCAAGGAUAGAGUAUGGAAGAAGCUCAAAGGAUGGAAGGAGAGGUCGCUCUCGCGGGCAGGUAGGGAGGUCUUGGUAAAGGCUGUGGCCCAAGCUAUUCCCUCCUAUGUCAUGUCCUGCUUCCUUCUACCUGACAGUCUAUGUUCCCAGAUUAAAGGGAUGAUUAGUCAAUUUUAUUGGGGUGGUGAUGUUACCCACCGAACAUGCCAUUGGCUCAAGUGGAAGGCUCUUUGUAGGCCAAAAAUUUGUGGCGGGCUAGGAUUCCGAGAUUUCAAGGCGUUCAACACUGCUCUAGUGGCCAAGAACUGGUGGCGUAUCAUGACCAAGCCAGAGUCAAUGUUAGCCCAAAUCUACAAGGCUGUGUAUUUUCCAAACCAAACACUCUUUGAAGCAACAAAGGGCUAUAGGCCGAGCUAUGCGUGGUCAAGCUUGUUAAAUUCAGCGUGGAUUUUUCAUGAUGGUGGUUUGUGGAGAGUUGGAAACGACACAAGCAUUCGAGCUUGGGAUGAUAAGUGGAUUCCAAAUUGUGGUCCAAUAGUGUAUCGAGAGGAUGCAGCUGCAGAAUUGGGUGUUCUACAUGUCUCUGAUUUGAUGCUGCCCAUGGGUGGGGGGUGGGAUAGGAACAAAGUGGAGUUUUUGUGCUGGCCACCUACAGCUAGAGCAAUCCUCUCCAUUCCUUUGUCUUUCCAGCCACAUAAUGAUUGCUUCUUCUGGCCUGACACAGGUGAUGGGUGCUACACUUCAAAGUCGGGGUACUCGUUUAUUAAAAAGAAGCAACUUGAGAGGGAAUCGUCGUCAUCUUCUUCGUUGGUGUUGGCCCCUGCUUUAUGGACCAAGUUAUGGAAGGCCGAUGCAGCUCCCCGGUGUAGAGAGACUGCUUGGCGUGCAUGUCUUAACCUAUUACCGGUGCGCUCGACUUUGCACCGUCGUGGAGUGGCCUUGGAGCCUUGCUGUCCACGGUGUCCUGAUAUUGCAGAAACGGUGCAACAUGCGCUGCUCUUCUGUCCGUUUGCCAAGCUUGCAUGGUUCGCGUCUCCUCUAAACCUGCGAUUUGAUGAGGAGAGCACGGUGCAUGAUUUUUUUUGCAGGUUUCUUGCGGUGGCUGAUACUACAAGUGCAGGAACUUUCAAGCUAAAUUUUGAUGCCUCGGUCAAGAACAGAAAGGAAGCAGGUGCGGGUAUGAUCGUCCGGAACAGGAAUGGUGAGUUCUUGGCAGCAGCAACGACUGAAUUAGGGCCUGUCCUAUCUGCGGUGCUGGCUGAAGCGUUGGGAAUGCGGUGGGCUCUCGGUUUGGCAGCGGAGUUAGGCUUCCGGAGGCUAUGGCUGGAGACGGAUUGUUUGGUGCUUCUCAACUACUGGAAUCGACGAGAUGGUGGCUUAUCGCAUUUAGAUACAAUUGUUCGUGAUUGUCGUUUAUUGCUUUCACAUUUUGAUGUUUUUAAUUUUACUUUUGUGCGUAGAACCGGCAACUGUGCCGCUGACGCUUUGGCCCAUUUAGCUUUUCAUUAUGGUUGUAUGGUUUGGAUUGAAGAGGCUCCCCCGGAGAUUACCUCUGUCGUCCAUAAUGAUGUCCACGCCUCUAUGACUUCUUCUUGA